This is a messenger RNA of Microplitis mediator, 2377 nucleotides long. Its product is annotated as zinc finger protein 354C-like. Lineage: Eukaryota; Metazoa; Arthropoda; Insecta; Hymenoptera; Braconidae. The transcript is spliced from 2 exons. Gene Ontology annotation, molecular function: RNA polymerase II cis-regulatory region sequence-specific DNA binding; DNA-binding transcription factor activity. The record is from RefSeq and is a predicted model, not a curated record. Bases 277 to 2130 code for a protein of 617 amino acids. Gene Ontology annotation, biological process: regulation of transcription by RNA polymerase II.
GUGAGAAUUAGUUUUAUUUCUUUCGCCAUAACUACACACGUCAAUCUGCCGGAGCACAAACUGUACCAGUCUCCAAUUCCACGCUCGCACUGAGUUACGACAAACGACAAUUAAUUAUCCAAGAACCGGAUCACGUUGCAAGUUUAUUCCUGUUGCUGAAGCUCUCAAACACGUGUGUCAAUUUAUCUAUAAAAUUACAAAAAUAUCACUUACACAAAUAUAUGAAUAAACAAAGGAUCAAUGCCGUGCUGAUAAUUUUCCUAGAUAUUUAAAAAAAUGGACACCGGGGAUUCAUUGCAUCAGUUCGCAGAUGUCGAGGAUGUCGUUCACGAGGAAGUCGUGUACGGAAUAGAAUCAGAUUUCGAUUAUCACGAGGGUGUGAUUGGAGCUUGCGAGCAAGUGUGCGUCGAAGAACAAGAGUCUGUUCAAACACCAGCUGAUUCAAAUUCACCAUCAUACAUUUUACCAGAGUACACUGAAGACAACAAUUAUUUAAAUAUUCAAGGCACCGAGGAAGUCAUCACCAGUGACAACUGGUACAGUUCCGAAGUUGAUGAUGUCUCGAAAAUACCCGAAGUCGAUUUAACCCAAAGUAAUUUACUGGAGUACGAUGACACUGAUGAGGUACCGGUCGAACAAAGCGACAGUCCAAUUAAUAAUAAUCCGUUCCCGUGCGAUGUCUGCGGGCGCAGGUUUCGCGCAAAAGUUAAUCUUAUGAAUCACGUAAUUUCUCAUCAAAAUGACCGCCCGCACGCUUGUAAUCUCUGCGGCGCGCGUUAUCUUAAUAAAUUUGAUUUAUCAAAUCACCUGAAAACUCACGCAUGCUCGCCGCCUCAUUUGAACGAAGACUUAAAUAACAACCCGGGUUUUUUUUUUACCGAAACUAAAACUUCUUAUCCACAGAAAAAAACCAACACCCGAAGUACUCGGUAUCAAUGCUCUGAUUGCCGUCGUGUAUUUCGAGAUAAAGUUUCUGUAGACAAACAUUUAUGUGCUGAUAAAAAUUCAUUGAGUAAAAGUAAAAAUACCAGUAGUUCAAAUGACAGUGAAUUUAAUUGUACGAUAUGUGGAAAAAAUUUCAAAAGUAAAACGCGACUUAAACGUCACAUGCUGUCGCAUCGUGAUAAAAUAACUUGCAAUGAAUGCGGUGAUAAAUUUACAAAUGAGCGGGAUCUUUUGAAUCAUUCAAAUUUACAUAAAAAAAAAUUAGGCGACAAAGUAUUUAAAUGUAACGAGUGUGAUAAAGUAUUUAGUAGUCGUAGUUCUCAGCAAAUUCACGUGCGUGUACACACGGGAGAAAAACCGUACGCUUGUAGAUUUUGUGUCAGCGCAUUUGCUGACGGGGGUACUUUGAGAAAACACGAGAGAAUUCACACGGGAGAAAAACCGUACGUGUGUGUUAUCUGCACGCGGGCAUUUAAUCAACGGGUUGUACUUAGAGAGCACGUAAAGUCACAUCAUAUUGGACCGGAUCCAAAAUAUGAAGGCACUGCGACGCCUUAUUGUUGUCAAGUUUGCAAUGUUUUGUUCAGUACCUCGGAGGAUAUUUACAAUGACAUCGUUGACCAUUGCGACGAAAAUACCGCGAGAGGAAGACAGCCGCAGAUGAGACCGAGGAAAUAUAAGAGGAGAAGUAAAUUAAAAUCUCAUGGGUCAUCUGCUGUGGAUAUCGAUUCCGAUGAUGAGAAUUUCAACACGAUGGAGAUCAAGACGGACUUCAAUGUAAUCAAGAAAAAACGCGGGAGAAAAAGUAAGCAGGAGCUUUUGGAAAUAGAAGAGUGUAAGAGAAGAACGGAAAUAUUUUUUAAGCAGGAGAAUUAUGAAGAAGAUGAAAAAAAUUUUAAACCUCAAGCAGGGGAGAGUGAACGGCAACAGAGAAUAUUUUCUGGGGGUGAAAUAAAUCGACCGAGAACUAAAAAUGUCAGUCGUCCUGUUAAUGAUAAUUUUAAAUUUGUACCUGCGACCUUUCCGAGUCACAAGCAAUCGUUUGAUGAAAUUUCGGCGGCAGUCGAAUCGAUUAAAAUGAAAAUAGACUCGAUUGAUAAUUCGAGUAGUAAAGGAAGUAGUGGGGGUAAUAUUUAUGAAAGGAGAGGAAGGAGAAGAGUUAAACAAGAAUUACAUGAUGAAUAAAAUGUGAAAAUUUUAAUGAUAAAUUAUUUUCGUUAUCGUUGAUGUUAUAGACCGGAAAUGACAAUAAUAGCUUGGAAAUUUUUAUUAUUUUUAAUUUGUCUAGAUAAUCUAGAUGAAUAGAUAGUUUUUUUGCGUAUAAAUUUUUGUAUUGACAAAAUGUCAGGACCAAAGUUUAUUAAAAAAAGUGCUGCUGUAAAUUGAAUGGAAAAAUUGAGAAUUGGAAUGGAAAUAAAAUUUUAACGGCUCA